Schistocerca nitens (vagrant locust) is the source of this 1088-nucleotide messenger RNA. RefSeq lists its product as uncharacterized. Lineage: Eukaryota; Metazoa; Arthropoda; Insecta; Orthoptera; Acrididae. The coding region runs from base 293 to 709 and encodes 138 amino acids. Gene Ontology annotation, biological process: sleep; regulation of synaptic transmission, cholinergic; positive regulation of voltage-gated potassium channel activity. The record is from RefSeq and is a predicted model, not a curated record. The transcript has 5 exons.
GUGAUGGAUGUUAGAUGUAAGAGGUUAGCAUUGAUGGAGGGUGGACGUCUGAACUGUUAGCGUAGGCUAACGAUCUGUGCGUGUUCGAUGUUCGAUUUAUAUUCGUGUCUGACCGGGAUGUCACAUUAUUAAGCACUAUUAUCGUUCCGGAACUCCCCCGAGAUUACGUCGCUGGUUACAUGAGCUGCCAGAAAUUCUCCUAAUGUUCCUUUCUCUAGCUGAAAGUGGACACCGUCUGAGGCAAAAUUCCAGGUUCCAACAUCAUGCGCUUUAACCGAGUUGCGAUGGAAGUAUGAACUUGAUGUCUGCUGCUCACCUGAUAUUUAUCCUUCAGUAUUCAAUAAGAAAUGCGCGCUGUAUGCAGUGCUACCAGUGUCGCUCGGACCGCGACGAGGGCUGCUACGAAGCGCCCGUCGACGACAAUUACCUGCUGAGCUGUCCAGACAACGACACGGGCGGCUCGCCCUUCUGCCGCAAGAUACACCAGAUACUGUAUUUCACGAAGAAUAGUGACGAGGCGUACGUGCGGGAGUGCGGAUACCUGCGGCACCCCGAGAAGGAGGCGUGCUUCCUGUCCCGGUUCCCACACACGGGCUACCAGCUCACCUGCGAGUGUGUCAACGACGCCUGCAACCGCGCCGAGGCUCGCCACCUGCCGACAUUUGCCGCAGCCGCCACGAUCACUGUCGUCAUCGCCAUAGCCAUCUAGAUCCAGCGGCCUACUGCCACUACCGUGCUGGCGCGAGCGAUAAUUGGGCACCAAGUAUUUUUUCAGAUGGAGAAACUUGCAUGAUUCCACACCUUUCACCGGAUUUGUAAGAUUCAUUCCUAUUCCUAUUAUUUAUUGUAUGUACACAAAAAUAAUGCUUCGAACUGAACGCUUCACAUAAGGUGCGUCUGAAAGAUCCGAAAAGAUUUUAUGGAAAACGAGGGGAGAAAUGGGAACGAAGCAGCACGUUAUGGUCUACACAGGCAUAUUUUAUUAGACUGAGUUUUAGAAGUCCCUGCAGCAAGUGCAUUGAUUAUGUGUCAAUUUUUAGACCUUUUCUGUAGUAUAGUAUUUUGUAUUUUAUUAUUUGUGGAUGUUA